Sphaerulina musiva SO2202 is the source of this 944-nucleotide messenger RNA. Its product is annotated as mitochondrial carrier. The record is from RefSeq and is a predicted model, not a curated record. Gene Ontology annotation, biological process: mitochondrial citrate transmembrane transport. The transcript has a single exon. The coding region runs from base 1 to 915 and encodes 304 amino acids. Lineage: Eukaryota; Fungi; Ascomycota; Dothideomycetes; Mycosphaerellales; Mycosphaerellaceae.
AUGGCCACAAUACCCAAGAGCGCUGCUCAAGGACAGCCCACCCCCAGAAAAGAAAAGCCCUCGCCCCUCCGCUCCAUCAUCGCCGGCUCCACUGCAGGCGCCGUAGAAAUCGCCAUCACCUACCCCGCCGAAUUCGCCAAAACCCGCACCCAACUCAACUCGCGCCUAUCCGCCGCCCAAAAGGUUGCCUUCCCUCCCUUCGGCCCCCAGUGGUACGCAGGGUGCACCACCUUAAUCAUAGGCAACAGCAUCAAAGCCGGCGUACGUUUCGUUGCCUUUGACCAAUACAAAUCCAUGCUCUCUGCAGCAGAUGGAACGAUAUCAGGACCAAUGACUGUCGUGUCGGGGUUUUUGGCAGGCGCGACAGAGUCGCUACUGGCUGUGACGCCUUUUGAGUCGAUCAAGACGCAACUUAUCGAUGAUCGAAAAGGCGGAAAUCCGCGCAUGAGGGGAUUUCUACACGGGAGUGGUUUGAUUUGGAGGGAACAGGGUGUGAGGGGGUUUUUCAAGGGGUUUGUUCCUACGACGGCGAGACAAGCAGCGAAUUCUGCGGUUAGGUUCUCGAGUUACACGAGUUUGAAACAGCUGGCGCAGAGUUAUGUUGCGCCAGGAGAGAAAUUGGGGACGAUUAGUACGUUUGGGAUUGGAGCUGUGGCAGGCACAAUUACAGUUUAUGCGACGCAGCCAAUUGAUACGGUAAAAACGAGGAUGCAGUCGAUUGGGGCGAGGGGGGAAUACAAACAUAGUGUGGAUUGUGCGGUGAAGAUUGUGAGAGAAGAGGGAUUUCUCAAGUUGUGGUCAGGGGCGGUGCCGAGGUUGGGGAGGUUGAUGUUUAGUGGAGGAAUUGUGUUUACCAUGUACGAGAAGACGAUGGAGUUGUUGGAUAAGGCGGACCCGCAAAAAAAGUACAUCUGAGCGUGUUGUGGUGAAGCGUGAGAACACGG